Molecule: messenger RNA, 778 nt
Organism: Ochlerotatus camptorhynchus
Lineage: Eukaryota; Metazoa; Arthropoda; Insecta; Diptera; Culicidae
Product: alpha-ketoglutarate-dependent dioxygenase alkB homolog 6
Exons: 2
Coding region: 72-761 (229 amino acids)
Cellular component (GO): nucleus
Source: RefSeq, a predicted model, not a curated record
AGAUUUGAUUGGUUUUUUUCUUUAAUUUUCUAGAAUUAUUAUUAUUCUAGGAAGGUGAUCGAUCUCAAACUAUGGAAUGGAAAAAUUAUAUAAUCAAUCAGUGCCUCGCCAGCGUUUACUACAUACCCGACUUCAUCACCCCGCAAGAGGAAUCCUAUCUUCUGUCCCAGGUCGACAAAACCCCUAAGCCAAGAUGGACUCAAUUGUCACGUCGUCGCUUAAUUAACUACGGCGGUGUUCCACAUCCUAAAGGAAUGAUAGCAGAGCCAAUGCCUUCGUGGCUGCAAAGUUACGUUGAUAAGAUCAAUCAACUCAACGGUGUAUUUGAGGACGGGAAAAAGGCCAAUCAUGUGUUGGUGAAUGAAUACCUUUCUGGUCAAGGAAUUAUGCCUCAUUCGGUUGGUCCAUUGUUUCAUCCUACGAUCACUACCAUCUCGUGUGGCUCUCAUACGGUACUGGAGUUCCAUGAACCACAAGAAAGCGACGACACGGCAGCUUCAAUGCAAAGAGUUCCUGUUACUAAACUGUUCAUUGAGCAAAGAAGUUUACUGAUCCUUAAGGACGACAUGUAUAACAAAUAUCUGCACUCCAUUGCCGAGGUGGAUCAAGAUGUAGUGGACGAAAAUAUUUCAAACCUGUCAAGAAUCAAUUGCCAGGAUACCAAAAUCCAAGCGGGAGAUGUACUCAAACGAAAGACACGAAUUUCAUUCACUAUUCGGCAUGUGCCAAAGACAUCAAAGAUGAAAAUAAAAUUAUUUUAGGCUAGUUGUUGGUUUUA